Messenger RNA from Cucurbita pepo subsp. pepo (vegetable marrow), 1086 nucleotides. RefSeq lists its product as uncharacterized. Lineage: Eukaryota; Viridiplantae; Streptophyta; Magnoliopsida; Cucurbitales; Cucurbitaceae. The record is from RefSeq and is a predicted model, not a curated record.
ACUGAUCUCAGAUUUUAUACUCCACCCGCUAAGGUGAGCUAUGAACCAAUCAUUCCCUGCUGCACAUUCGUAACUGAUUUCAGCCACCAUUCUUCCGCCUUGCUUUCGUUUUUACCGCCAAUUUCUGUAAUCUCAAGAGCUUUGAGCCGUAAUCACUCUUCUACUUGUACGUGAAAAGAAGUUUCAAUCCUUGAUUGAUAAACCAGCCAAUUGGCGCCGGUUUUUGUUAAUCGCUGACUUCUGGAAGGUUUUCAUUUGGAGAAUCUAGUAGGGAUGGCUGUUUUUACACAUGGAAUCCCCAAUUCCCGAAUCUUCUGUGAAAGAGAGGGAACCUUGUUUUUAGGUUUUUCGGCUGCUCCAGUCUUGCCACAGAGGGCGAGAGUUUACGGACAUUUUGCCAGAGAGAGAGGAAGUAGUCAAAGGAUGUCAAAAAAGGAACCUAUUGAUUUCCCAACGAAAGGAUUCUUUGGCACAAAGAAAGUUGUCCUCACUGUCUCUAGGGACAGUAGCUCUUCAAACACAAGCAGCAGCGAGGAUGAUCCAACAAAUCAAUCCAAGCAAACACCUUUUGGUUACACAAGGAAGGAUGUUCUAUUAAUUGGAUUGGGUGUCACAGUUCUUGGAUUUGGGUUGAAAAGUGGAUUAGAGUUUGCUGGGUUUGAUCCUAUGCAAGCAGGUAACGUGGUUCAGCUUGUACUGGUUUUGGGUUUAACGCUUGCAUGGAUUUCCACAUAUAUGUUUAGAGUUUCAAAUAAGGAUAUGACAUAUGCUCAACAACUACGUGACUACGAAGACAAAGUCAUGGAGAAACGCCUGGAGAGCCUUACCGAAGCAGAGCUCGUAGCAUUGCUCGAACAAGUCGAGGAAGAGAAAAGCCAAUCAGCGAGUGGCGAACAGGUAAAUUGAAGUCAUUUUUAUCCUUAUUUAUUACAACUGCUCGAGCUUGGCCUUUUGCAUAUGCAUAUGCUAUUCUAUAUGGGCAAUGUAGAAUUAGUUUCUGUCACUUAAACACUACAUUUUAGAUAGCUGUAACAAAAUACGUAUGCAUUAAUAAAUUAGUCAAGCUAUAAGCUUAGUUUGCUUCUA